Molecule: messenger RNA, 1942 nt
Organism: Contarinia nasturtii (swede midge)
Lineage: Eukaryota; Metazoa; Arthropoda; Insecta; Diptera; Cecidomyiidae
Gene: Rcd5
Product: microspherule protein 1
Exons: 6
Coding region: 43-1800 (585 amino acids)
Biological process (GO): positive regulation of transcription by RNA polymerase II
Cellular component (GO): Ino80 complex; MLL1 complex; NSL complex
Molecular function (GO): protein binding; G-quadruplex RNA binding
Source: RefSeq, a predicted model, not a curated record
UUUUCAUUCUGUUGUAACAAUAGAAACUAUUUUGUAUAUAAUAUGGACCAUCCAAGUCCGGCUAAACCAGAUGCAUCUGUCGAAUUAACACCAUCGACGACCGCAAUCGAUACGUCAAACGAUACGAAGCGUCGAAGUUCAUCUCGAUCGAUAAAAAGGAAGCGUUUUGAUGAUGAAAUUGUUCAGUAUAGCAUUGGAGUACCAUCGACACAAAUAAAUCGAAUUGGUCGAUCUCGAAGGCAAUCCACAGCAUCGGCUGCAAAUACACUAUCCACGAGUACAGUACCAUCAACAAUCUCUUCGCCACAAGCACAUAAAAUAAGCAACGAAACGGCUGUGACUGUGGCAACAAUACCACAAACUACAACGAUAACAGUACCGCCAGUAACAACAACAACAACGGCAACAACAGCAGCAGCAGUAUCAUCUGCAUCAAUAAUAGCAGCAACAUCACCAACGACAACAACAACUACACCAAGUGCCGAACCACCAUUGAUACGGGAACCAAUCAAAAGUGAAUCAGUGCAACAAAAUAACACAUCACCGAUACAACAACAAGUGAAUAUUUGCACAACGCCAGUACCACUGACAACCGUUAAUUCAACAAUGAUUCCACAAACACCAUCGAUACAAACAACGAUACAAACAGUACCGUCGGCCGUUUCAUCGCCAGCACCAUUGCCCGAAAAACGACGAUCAGCUAAAACAAUGUCAAGCUCGAAGAAAAAUAAAAAACACAAAAAAGGCGAAGAAACGCAAAACAAGGGACUGGGACGAUGGAAACCAAUUGAUGAUUUAUCAUUGAUUAUCGGCAUUCAACAAACGAACGAUUUACGAAUGGUUCAUCAAGCUGUAAAAUUUUCAUGUAAAUUCACAUUUCAAGAGAUGCAAAAUCGUUGGUAUUCAUUGUUAUAUGAUGAACCUAUUUCACGCAUUGCCGUUGCGGCGAUGCGUAAUUUACAUCCAGAAGUGGUAGAGAGCGUACAUGCAAAAGCAUUGUAUACAACACAAGAAGAAGAAUUACUUGGCACCAUUAAAAGUACCGAUGCACCAAAUCAAGAAACAUUUCAACAAUUACUUGACAAAAAUGCGCAUACAUUUUAUCCGGCACGAACGGCCAAAGCGCUGUGGAACCAUUGGAAUUUGAUGAAACAAUAUAUGCUAUUGCCAGAUCAACAAAUCUUACCCAAUAAAAAUCCAUUCACAUUUUCCGCAUUACCCGAUGGUGAUCCAAAUAUAAAUUUUUCGGAUCAAGAGGAUAAAUUGAACGAUGCCGAUUUGACUGAAGUACGAGAUGAAGCGCUCGAAUUAGAAUUAGCAUUGGCCGAUCGCAAGUGUAAAAAGGAAAUUCGUCAUUUGGAGAAUGAACUACCCAGAUGGACGGUACUAGUCGAUUCAAUCACAGGCAUUGGCAUCCAUCCUGAAUUUGAUAAUCAUACAUUGGCCGUAUUGCGGGGUCGUCUUGUCCGUUAUUUAAUGCGAUCUAGAGAAAUAACACUGGGCAGAAAGUCAGAAUAUGAUAAUGUCGAUGUUGAUUUACUGUUGGAGGGUCCAGCUCAAAAAGUGUCACGUCGACAAGGCACUAUUAAAUUACGAAGCAACGGUGAUUUUUUCAUAACAAACGAAGGAAAACGGCCACUUUUCAUCGAUGGCGUACCAUUAUUGAAUGGCAACAAAACGAAACUUAAUAACAACUGUACCAUCGAAAUUGCUGGACUUCGUGUUGUAUUCAUGAUAAAUGUUGAGUUGAUCAAUGCGAUUCGGCAGGAGAGCGCCAAAAUGAACGGAGCAUUAAAUUAGGAUUAAUGAUUUUCUGUAUGAAGAAAAAAAAAAGAAUUAAAAAAACAAUUUUUUUGUUUCGAAUUUAUAAAUAAUAUAUAACAAGAGUGUUUGUUAUAUAACAAGAGUGUUUACAAAAGCAAAUAAAUGCAAACAAUGUAGA